Perognathus longimembris pacificus (Pacific pocket mouse) is the source of this 589-nucleotide messenger RNA. RefSeq names its product C-X-C motif chemokine 9-like. Gene Ontology annotation, molecular function: chemokine activity; CXCR chemokine receptor binding. The coding region runs from base 30 to 410 and encodes 126 amino acids. The record is from RefSeq and is a predicted model, not a curated record. NCBI's taxonomy places the organism in Eukaryota, Metazoa, Chordata, Mammalia, Rodentia, Heteromyidae. Gene Ontology annotation, cellular component: extracellular region. Gene Ontology annotation, biological process: cellular response to lipopolysaccharide; inflammatory response; chemokine-mediated signaling pathway. The transcript has 4 exons.
AGGAGUGACCCGGCAGACCCCAUUCCACUAUGGAGAAAAGAGGGGCUCCUUUCCUCGUGGGCAUCAUCCUCCUGCUUCUGAUUGCAGCUCAAGGAAACCCAAUAAUUAGGACUCCACGUUGUACCUGCAUCGGCAGUAGGCAAGAGAGGAUCAACCCCAAAUUCUUGAAAGAUCUCAAACAACUUGCCCCCAGUCCUUCUUGUGAGGAAACUGAAAUCAUUGCUACACUGAGGAACGGAAAGCAGACAUGUCUAGACCCCAAGUCCGCAUAUGUGAAGAAACUGCUGAAAAACUGGGAGAAACAGAUCAGCCAAAAGAAAAGGCAGAAGAAAGGGAAGAAACAUCAAAAAUUCAAGAAAGUUCAAAAAAUUAAAAAAUCCCAAUGCCCUCAUCAAAGGAAGGCUACCUAAGAGACUCCUUCACCAACAAGUACUUUGCAUGUUUGUAAUUGUAAUGAAAUUACUCCAACAAGAGAUCACUAUAGCUGUAAUACAUAGGCUUGCUGAUUUCACUCAAAAUCUUAAAACAUUAUCAUGAAAUUGUAACUAAAGCUGGAAAGUUAAUGUUAAAAUCCAAAUAUUAAGAAUUG